Messenger RNA from Peromyscus leucopus (white-footed mouse), 2956 nucleotides. RefSeq names its product transmembrane protein 231 (gene Tmem231). The transcript is spliced from 7 exons. Bases 35 to 982 code for a protein of 315 amino acids. Gene Ontology annotation, cellular component: ciliary membrane; ciliary transition zone. Lineage: Eukaryota; Metazoa; Chordata; Mammalia; Rodentia; Cricetidae. Gene Ontology annotation, biological process: cilium assembly; regulation of protein localization. The record is from RefSeq and is a predicted model, not a curated record.
GCCGUGGAGACUCGGCGCUACGGGCCCUGCGCUCAUGGCGCUGUACCAGCUCUUCUCCCACCCGGCCGAGCGCGGCUAUCGUGCGGGGCUCUGCUCCAAGGCCGCGCUCUUCCUACUGCUGGCCACGGCGCUCACCUACAUCCCUCCUCUGCUGGUGGCCUUCCGGAGCCACGGGUUUUGGCUGAAGCGGAGCAGUUACGAGGAGCAGCCGAGCGUGCGCUUCCAGCACCAGGUGCUGCUCGUGGCCCUGCUGGGGCCCGAGCCCGGAGCCUUCCUCGCCUGGAGCACGUUCCCCACCUUCAACAGACUGCAGGGGGCUCACCUGCGCGUCCCCCUCGUGUCGACCAGAGAAGAAGACCGGAACCAGGAUGGAAAAAUGGAUGUGCUCCAUUUUAAACUUGAACUUCCCCUACAAGCCACAGAGAAUGUUCUCGGUGUGCAGCUCAUUCUGACCUUCUCCUACCAACUUCAUAGGAUGUCAACAUUUGUGAUGCAGAGCAUGGCGUUUCUUCAGUCCUCCUUUGCUGUUCCCGGGUCACAGUUGUAUGUGAAUGGCGACCUGAGGCUGCAGCAGAAGCAGCCACUGAGCUACCGCGGCCUGGAUAUCAGAUACAAUGUGUCUGUGAUCAACGGGACUAGUCCUUUUGCCCAUGACUACGACCUCACACACAUUGUUGCUGCCUAUCAGGAAAGGAAUGUUACUACCGUCCUGAGUGACCCCAACCCAAUCUGGCUGGUGGGCAGGGCCGCCGAAGCUCCUUUUGUGAUCAAUGCUGUCAUCCGAUAUCCUGUGGAAGUCAUUUCUUACCAGCCAGGCUUCUGGGAGAUGAUCAAGUUUGCCUGGGUUCAGUAUGUCAGCAUCCUACUCAUCUUCGUCUGGGUGUUUGAAAGAAUCAAAAUCUUCGUGUUUCAGAACCAAGUAGUGACCUCCAUUCCUGUAGCCGUGCCCCAGGGAGAGCUGGGUAAAGAGCACUUGUCCUGAGAAGACCACAUCAGGAGACUCUGAGGGACCAUGGCUACCUCAUCCCUGGCUUCUGAGAACUGUGACUUUACAACAGUUCUGCAAAGAGUCUGCUGGACACUUUCAGGCUCGCGUGUUUCCCCCUCAGAGACAAAGAAUGGUUCUUUCAACUGCACAGACCCUAUGCCUUCAAAGCACCAAGGAAAUCACAAGGACGAGUUUGUGGAAAGGUCCCAGAGGCUAUGAGGCUAUGGUUUUUGUUUUGUUUUGUUUUUGCUUUUGCUUUGGCCUUGAAUUUCAGGAGAAAAUUGCAGUCAGUUCAUACACCUUUAAAAGAGUCCCACCUCUGGUCAAUGAAAGACUUUACCCCUUUUGAACUGGGCUGCCCUGCGCAUUCCUCCUCCUAUUAUAAGCUACUUUUUAGCUUCUUCAGGGCCCUCACGAGAAAUAUGCAAGUCCCUAGUACUUUCUACCCCUGCGUGUCUACACAUUGUCCAUUCAGAACUUUGAUUUCCAGAACUGAAGCCUUUAACUGGAGAGCUGAAGGGGGCAGGGCAGAGCCUAAAUACAAGAGUCCCAGAAACAUGUGCAUGCCAGUGGGUAACUUAAGGGCAGGAGGAGCAGCCACCUGCCUUCAGGCUAAUAGAUGGGAGUCUGUCAUCAGCUCAGCUGAACAGCCCUCUGUUCCUGCCCUACUGUGGCUGGCUCUGUGCCCCGUUUCUUGCCCUCUGUCUGUGCCCCCGGGAUGGCGGCUGAAGUCAGAAGUACUGUUUUAUUUGGUCUGUCCCCCCACCCCCAAUAGCAGGGAAGGACGUCAGGCUUCUAACAACAGGUUCUUUCUCUUUGGUCCUCACCCAGCAGCCUGGCCACUUGCCACCCCCCCACCCUACCCUCGCCCUUGAUGGCCUUCCCCCUUUCUGAAAGGAUCUGCGUGACCGUGACCGAGGGGUUGGUGGCGGUAUUGGCUUCCAUUGCCUGACAACCGCAGGGUUUAUUUGGAGGCUGAGCCAAAAACUCAGUUGCUUGCAGUUCCCUGACUAAGGAACAGGGUAUUCGGCAGAAGGAAAGCUUUGGGGGAAGCGCAAGGAGCAGGUAAAGAGGAGGCUAAGCAGGGCAUCUACCAGAGUGACAAGCAGCCCAGUCAGGGAGCCCUCCAAUCUAAAGAAGUAUCCACGAAGAACAUGGCCAGAACAAGCUUCUACCUUGCAUAGAAAACUGAAAAGAAAAGAAAAGAAAAAGAAAACUGCAAUUUGGCCUUAUUCUUGUGCUGAACUAUUGUGCGAUCUUAAAGGACAGGUGGCUGUUUAUGAUGUCACCAUGUCAUUAGCCCUGGAAGGACGUACCUACACCUACCACCCCAUGCCUCAUGUCUAACCCCAAACACACUCCUCGGUAUAUGUCUUAGUUUACCUUGGAGACUCAGUUCUGAUUUCCAGAGCACCUUCUGUCAGACUGAGCAAAAUAAGAAUUUUGAAAACAAAGCUAUUUUGAAGUAUUCAAGCAGAAAAAUUCCCUAGUACUAGUCUCUCUGAUUUCACAUGUACAGCUAUUUAUAUGCCUGUGAUUUUUUUUCUGGUGAUUUAAAUGAAAAAUGGCCUCUGAUUUCAAUUUCAAAAAGGUUAUGAGAAAGUUAGGGAUGUAGCUCAGUUGGAAGAGUGCUCGCCUGGCAUGCACAGAGCCCUGGGUUCCAUCAUUUAAAAACUUCAUGGAGUCUGUAAUCCCAGCACCCUGGAGGUGGAGGUUCUAACUCAGAAGACCAUUCUUGAGUUAGAACCCAGCAUGGGAUACUUGAGACCUUGUCUCAAUAAAAUAAAAUAAGGAGAUGGGGGUGAGAGUGUGACCAGAAUAUACUGUAUGGGAAAAAAGAUAACAAGAUUCAGAAAGAUGACCAAAGAUGCAGGCUACUUUGCAUUAUAUUAAACUAUCCUGUGUAAAAUUUGUAUAGGGAACUCAAUGAGGUUUUAUAAGUUUCUAAUUAAAAUGUCUGGAAAAGAG